AGUCGAUGAACAGUGACAGCAAUUAAACAGACGAAGGAGACAUCACGAGCUGUUAGCUGGUUGAGCUAUAUCUAUGAUAGACAUCGACAGAUAGCAGGCUUGUUUUCGGAAAAUCGCAUAUUUUAAGAAGAGCUAAUGGUUUUGGGGUAGAUUCUUACGUUUCUCUCUGCACUGAGUGGCUAACCGCAAAAGGAAGCAAUGAACUUCCAGGGCAGUCGGAGGCGAGGAGAGGAUGGCAUUGCCAUGGUGAUUGACUUCCUGCUGUCUAACGCUCGACUGGUUCUGGGAGUUGGAGGAGCAGCUAUGUUGGGCAUAGCUACACUGACAGUGAAACGGCUGAUAGAGCGUGCAGGCCGUGCAGCAGAUGAUGAAAAGGUGGAGCAGAAGAUGGCUGAGAGCUGGGAGGAGUUGAGUUUGGUCUCUGCUUCCCCAACAAUGAUCAGGAAGGGCAUAGAGGGCAUGGUGAUGAAGCAUGUUGCCAAGGCGACCAAACAGCAGAAAGCUGAUCUCUACCAACAACCUCAGAUGUCCUCUCUGGAGGAGCAGCCUAAACCUGAGUCAAAGUCCAAGAGGCUCCAGCUGUUCGUCCUCAGUUUGCAGGAGCAUCUGCAGCAGUACUAUCACACAAGGGCAGCACUUUCUCCACAUGAGAUCCGGAGGGCUCAGUCUCUGGCUCUGGACAUCUGCACUGAGAUCCAGGGCUUUCUGCACAGCCGCCACCCGGACAUGCCGCUGGGAGAGAUGAGCCUCGGAGGUUCUCUACUGGACGACUUACAGGUUGUCACUGCAGACCAUGCAUGUCUGCUCGUGCCUCUGCAGCUGGAAGCUUCUCUGUGGCGUCUCAUACCAGGAGAGGAGACACUACUCACACACCCUCUGCACUGGAUGGUCCAACGGGUCAAUCUGGAGUAUUUCCCCAGAGGCCGCAGCUACUGGGACAGGUACUUGGUAGGUGGUUAUCUGUCUGCAGAAGCUGUUGUGAACAUGUUCAAUAAGUCCAUCAUGGAGACUGUGAACUGGCCGUCAAUCAGCAGCACUCUGGACUGUCUCGUCAGACCUGUUCUGGGAGGACCCGACCUAAGACUGGAGGUCAAGCCUGGAAGUGAAAAUGUUGGAGCAGACAGCAGCGACCAAUCCCUGUUUAUCUCCAUGCUGCCUCUGUUGAGGGAAGCUGACGUGGUCCUGACCGCCCAACCUGAGCUCACCUCCCCGUGGUUGAACGCCUGGCACCUUUCCCUCUACCCGUGGGAGACUCAGCGUCUGGCUCAGCUCGACUCAGCUGAUGAUGGCUGCCGCAGACACACACUUAAAAUCCUUAAAGCCGUGUGCACACUGAACCCAGCCCUGCGACCUCUGGAAGCCGCCCCACUGGCCAAUCUCAUCUUACACCUCAGUGAUGGCGAGGGCAACUGGUCUGAGAGCAACCUGCAUGUCAGAUUCCAGCAGUGCAUCACAGAGCUGAUCAGCUACCUCGAGCAAGGGGCGUUGCAUAGUUACUUCAAACCUGCUGUCAAUCUGCUGAGCAGCUUGUCAGAGGACCAGGUGGACCAGAUGGGCUUCAUGCUUUACUGCGCUGUGUCGGAGCCAGAGAUACUGCUUAUUUAACUCUUUGCACAAAAGCACCAUUUCACACUUCUGCAGCCGUGACAUGCACAGGACACUGGGGUAAUAUUUUUCAUGAUGUUUGGUUUAAAGGCUUCUUGUUUGGCUCCUCUGUCUUACUCUCUAAUGCAAGGGAAAAUGGGUUCAAAGUCAGGUGGACGCUGCAGAUUUGUGAGCGUUAAUGAAGUCAAACAAGAAGUGCCAAGAAGAAGAGCUGAGGAAGUGUUUAUCAAAAUGAUGAAAACGUAGUUUCGGGAUGGGCUGUGCUGCCAAGUCUGCAUUCAGUGACGGUCAACCUGCCACAUACAGUUAAGAGCUGAACAGAAGUGCAGUGUUUGACUUCAGUGCUUGCGUUCUUUCUGUCCUCUGGUAAUAUGCGCUCUGCAUCAUCUUCCUGAAUCUCAACUAAAUGUUUUAUGUAGAAUAAUAAUGACCACCAGGUUUUGCUGCACUGAUUAAACUAUUCAGUCUGUCUGAGUGAAGUUAUCAAACUCAA
Messenger RNA from Acanthochromis polyacanthus (spiny chromis), 2098 nucleotides. It is a transcript of the gene mief2, whose product is annotated as mitochondrial elongation factor 2. Gene Ontology annotation, biological process: positive regulation of mitochondrial fission; mitochondrion organization. The coding region runs from base 199 to 1605 and encodes 468 amino acids. The transcript is spliced from 8 exons. Gene Ontology annotation, cellular component: mitochondrial outer membrane. NCBI's taxonomy places the organism in Eukaryota, Metazoa, Chordata, Actinopteri, Pomacentridae. The record is from RefSeq and is a predicted model, not a curated record.